AUGGUUUGGCCGUUUAAUUCAACAAAGCCUUCGCUUUCUUCAUCGCUUAACUCUUCGCAUUCAGAGACGCAGUCAACUUUAUUGCCUGAUUUAGCAGUGAUUGAGUCAGCAUACCAUUUGAGAAACAGCUAUCGCCAUACUUACAGAUGGAUCCUACCGUUUUCCGGGAAUCUACUCCUCACUGCUGGUGCAGUUAUUGGAGGACUGUUUCGAUGUGCACGUGAUUUACACGCUUCAAUGGUUGGAGCGGGUAUUGGUUAUUGA
Brugia pahangi is the source of this 264-nucleotide messenger RNA. The record is from the annotation of a GenBank genome assembly. Lineage: Eukaryota; Metazoa; Nematoda; Chromadorea; Rhabditida; Onchocercidae.